Messenger RNA from Neogale vison (American mink), 426 nucleotides. Its product is annotated as cytochrome b-c1 complex subunit 10. Bases 65 to 235 code for a protein of 56 amino acids. The transcript is spliced from 3 exons. NCBI's taxonomy places the organism in Eukaryota, Metazoa, Chordata, Mammalia, Carnivora, Mustelidae. Gene Ontology annotation, cellular component: mitochondrial inner membrane. The record is from RefSeq and is a predicted model, not a curated record. Gene Ontology annotation, biological process: mitochondrial electron transport, ubiquinol to cytochrome c.
GCCGCGCCUGCGUAGUGCAGCGGGGCGGCAGUCGGGGUCACCCUGAGCUGCGGACGGUGCGGCAAUGCUGAGCCGGUUCCUGGGCCCGCGCUACCGCGAGCUGGCCAGAUACUGGAUGCCCACGGCAGGCAUGUGGGGCGCCGUGGGCACCGUGGGGCUGGUGUGGGCCACGGACUGGCGGCUCAUUCUGGACUGGGUGCCCUACAUCAACGGCAAGUUUAAGAAGGACAAUUAAACCGGCUGCCCUCGGACCCCUCCGCCGUCUGCUGCUGCCGUCUCCUUCCCUGGGAGCCCCUGCGGUGCCCGGACCAGCCCACGCCCUCAGCACGGGCCUUGAGGAAAGUGACAGCGUGACGGAGGGCUGUGUUUCUGACGGUAGCUUUCUUGUCUGAAUGCACACAGCAUUAAACUUGCUCUGAAACCUGG